Messenger RNA from Myripristis murdjan (pinecone soldierfish), 7780 nucleotides. It is a transcript of the gene sorbs2a, whose product is annotated as sorbin and SH3 domain containing 2a. The record is from RefSeq and is a predicted model, not a curated record. Gene Ontology annotation, molecular function: protein binding. Gene Ontology annotation, cellular component: plasma membrane. The transcript is spliced from 26 exons. The coding region runs from base 1428 to 5867 and encodes 1479 amino acids. Lineage: Eukaryota; Metazoa; Chordata; Actinopteri; Holocentriformes; Holocentridae.
GGCCUAGUCAAGACAGUGUUAAAUGUUCUGUUACAUGAGCUCAUCCUUGCAAAAACCUUACUUCUCUCAAUAUAUUUCUGCUUCUGGUAAUUACUCUGCAAGUGUGGUAGAUUUUGACAAAAAUUGUCAAUAUUAAUAUUUUACUCCGAGGGCAAAACAAAGUCCACACCAAUCUCAGUUAAUUUAAUACUUUUAGAGUAGGCCUAGUCUUGAAUACCUGAUGGAGAAACAAAUCUCUCAUCAAUACCAGUCAGCUCCAAAUAACUGAAAACCCCCUGAAGAAGGCUAUUGACACUUGAAAAUUUGCUGUGUAGAGCCUCCACUACAAUAAUGAGUGAUGCUCACUAGACGAACAAAUACCAAAGCGUGCUCCAGUACCACUGGUGUAUAAAGGAUUGGCUUAGUGCACAUCAGACAGACUAACCACGUAACCACUGCACGUGUUAUUACAGUGCUCUAACCAUUGAGCUAAACAGCCAUAGCCUGCGGCUUUCAAAAACGAUCAGGAAAUAAGCUAUCGUCGACUUUUCCAAUGUGCAAUAUGUCCCAGUAUGCAGAUAGGAGAAGGUAAAUGGCAGCAGCGACCUGCUCCCUGCACACAGGCCUACUGUGUCCUCUGCAAGCACUGAUUGAGCCGCGGGCGUUGCCAUGACUACAUGGCGACCCAAUGAGAAAGCUCGCGGCAUACUGUUGCUGAAUGAAAAUAACAGAAGCCAUUUUACCCACGAAGGCACGACAUCAUUCAAUAAUAAUAAUAAAGGCGGAUACAGGGAGGCAGUUUCAAGCCGUAUCGCCGGAAAGGGCUGUCAGACUGCGACCGCGGCGCGCCUGCCGCUUAUGAAGGAUGCGGUGACACAAAAUGUUAUUGUGCCGCGUCGCGUCCUCCUCUGUUGGCGGUUUGUCGUGAGGGGAGAGGGACAGCUUCUUCGCAACGCUAUCACAGCUCCAGUGACCCGUGAGAGAGGGAGUUGCCUUAGCUGACCGGCAACAUCCAUGCGCGUUUGUCUUUACUCGGAAAGAGAGCGUCGAAAAACAGGUGUACGGUUUCAUCAGACGGAUAUCCCGCUGGAGAAAGAGCCCUGCUGCUGCCUGCCUCGUUUGUGGGGACUUUAAACUUCUGGCGGAAGACUGGAGUCAUUUCGGACGAGGUUGGCUGCUUAAUGUGUUGCGGCAUUAGCAGUGUUGAGGCGCUGCACCGGGUAAGAUCUGGAACUAAAGCUUGAACCGCAGGAGACACUUAUCAGGAACAGGGGAACCAAAGGAAGAAAGAAUUUUGAGAACAUAAGAGGACAACAAAAAAGAAAGGAAAAAGCACUUGGACAUACAGCUUACCUAUACCUGACUCUGCUUAGCAAGCCUCCAGCCUUUUGAUUUUAUGACGGAAGGUGUGUCCAUCUACAGUAGAUCAGUAAGAAGUGCUCUUCACCAUGAAUACAGAUAGCGGAGGAUGUGCUCGCAAAAGCACUGCCUUGUCACUCACUCUCUCUCCCAUGAAGAGGGUCCAGAGCUCACCAAAUCUGGCCACAGGGAGUGAGUCUCACUCAUCAGACUCAGAUGCUUGGCGGUCACUCAGUGCAACAGAGGGUCUGAGGAAUGGAGACGCCAGCACCUCAUCUCUUGCUGCCAAAGGUUUCCGCAGUGUCAGACCCAACCUACAGGAUAAGAAGUCACCUACACAGGGGCCACCUUCCCCCGACCCCACAGCACGGCGUUCCCCCUACCGUUGCCACAGCUCAGAAUCACUCGACUACCUGUCAAGCCUAAUCCCCAUGGCCCUAUCACCCACCCCAUAUGUCCCUAGUGGAGCCGCCGCCACAGCUGGUGUAGUCAGCAGUGUGGGCACCGGUGGCUGCGCGUCACCCUCGGCCUCCCCUGUGACCGUGUCGGCUCUCAGCCACUACUCUUCAUCCACGGCGGGUCUGCUGGACGAGCUGCAAAUCUGCAGUCUGGACUCGCCUGGCACUUCGCCCACGCCAUCGCCCACCCUCAGCCACGUCUCUGCCUACACACCCACUGCCAGCCCUGAUGAAGCGCUAACAGCCUCUGUGGCCUCCACUGCUGCAGCAGCCACUGUCACUAACGGCCAGGUCCUCUCUCAUGCUAUGAAUGGAAAUAGUGGACACCCUCAGAGGCCCCUCUCUCCCCCAGCCUAUCCUCCUCCUCCCUCCUCACUCAACACCGGGCUGCAGAGACAGAGCAGGAGUUCAGAGGGCAGUGAGUCAGUUACCAGGGAGUCUGUAGUGGUGGGCCACACCAGCGUCAGCAGCACUGUGCCCAUUGCACGCUUCUCGGAAGAAGAGAAAAAGGUGUCUGUCAUUAAAGCCCCCCACUACGAAGGCAUCGGCCCUGUGGAUGAGUCUGGCAUCCCCAUUGCUAUCCGCACGACGGUGGAUAGGCCCAAGGAUUGGUACAAAACUAUGUUCAAACAGAUCCACAUGGUUCACAAAGCAGAUGAUGACUAUGCUGACACGUACAAUGCAACAUAUGCUGUCAUAAACAAUGACUCCUAUAGCCCGUCAUCAAAUCCCACCAUGGCCCAUCCUGCCCCUCGGACACACACAUACCGGCCAUUAGCCAAGAGCCCUUCAGACAAUGGAGGGCACCUGGGGCACAGGGAGCCUUCGCCAUCUCCUGUGCCUCCUCCGCCCCCACCCAUGCCCUCCCUCCUCCAAUUGAGGACCCGAGACAGCGACCGAGAGAAAGACUCACCUGACACAGAGUUGUUUUCCUCACAUAGGAAUGAAUGGGGUCCUCCCGACAGGAAAGUGGACACACGAAAGUACCGUGCUGAGCCUAAAAGUAUUUUUGAGUAUGAGCCCGGGAAGUCCUCUAUUUUGGAACAUGAAAGACCAACCUAUGAUGACAUAGAUUUAGAGAACGAGCCUUGGUAUAAGUUCUUUUCCGAGCUGGAGUUUGGGCGGCCGCCUCCUAAAAAACGACUGGAUUAUAAUCCAGACAUCUCCGCUCGCCAGCGCAUUGAGACGUCCCUGUACAUCGCCCCUGCUGACAAGCCUCCCGAGAGGCCUGCGAGUGCUGCCAGUGACUACAGGAAGAGAAGGAAGUCUGAGCCAUCAGGAUCCCAAACUAAUGCGCAGUCUGACCACAGCAGAGCUGCAACCUCCCCUAAACCGCUGGAUGCCUACAGAGCCAGCAGCCUAAAAAAACCUGUCAUCCGCUCCUCACCAUCCUCACCCUCCAGAUCCAAAGGUGGGGACGCAUGCAACAUGUACUCACCCCGCUUGACCUCUCCAGGUCCUUUUCUACGCCCUUAUCUAUCCCCUGUGCCCUCUGACCCUAUCCAUUGCCAUGAGGAUGCUAGUCAAGAAGGCAGCUCCUCCUCCAAGCAGUCUGUCUGUUUUAAGAACAGCUGGCAGACAAAAUGCCAGGACACUGAGACAUGGAGCAGUGCAGAGGAGGUGCCACCCUCUCCCGGAAAACUCAAGUCACGCAGUUGCGAUGAUCUCCUGAAUGAUGGCCAUUCUGGGUCAGGUGGACGCAAUGCCACUCGAUCAGAAAGUGCUGGGUCACUGGUAUGUGAUGGGAAUGCUUCAGGCCAGACUGGGUCAUCCUCUACCCGCUCCUUGCCUCGCCCCCACCGGCAACGAGCACACGAUUCACCAGGUUUUCUCCAGCUCUAUCGUAAGAUGCACCACAUUGACCGCACCCAGCUCAUCCCAUCUGAAGUCAUCCGCUCGGUACGCGCCCGCAUCCUGGAGCUAGAGCGCCAGCCACACCUGCAUCGACAUCGCCUCUCUCCUUGGACACCUUCUUGGGGUGUGGAGGUUCCACGGGAUGUGGUGCCAACCCGCAUCUCUGAAUACGAGCGCCUCAUUCAAAAGUCCAAAUCUAUGCCCAAUUUGGGUGACAGUGAGGUGCCGUCGGGCACCACUACACCAGGUGGCUCAUCGUCUCGGGCCAGCAGCGGUGGUGGUGGCACACCUAGUUAUCCCAAACGCCGUUUCUCCAUAGAGUCUUUACUAGAGGAGGACAACAAUGGAAACAAUGGAGCAGUCCCACACACCAUGAUUCACUUGCAUCGACCUCGUAGCCCACCGGAGGGCCAACCUCGUGUUGGGCCAGAAUCCCACCACGGGCGGUCCUUUGCUGCUCCUCAUAUUCUUCCCCAAGGCCGCCGAGCCAACGCAGAGUAUUCUGACAGUGAACAAGACGCUGCUGCAUCAGACCUCAGUGACUUCAUCCAGGUGGAAGGCUCAUCGUUUUGUAGUGAGAGUGACUUUGAUCAUUGCUCACUAACCUCCUCUGAGAGCCUGUAUGGCUCCUCCACCCUCCAUCACCACCACCUCCGGCAUCACCACCACCAUCACCACCACCACCCUGCUCACCAGAGUCUAGGCCAGAGCCAGGGCUACCAACACCGCCACCUAAUCAGCUCCUGUAAAGGUCGCUGCCCAGCCUCCUAUACUCGUUUCACCACCAUGCUGCGCCAUGAGAGGGAGCGGGCACGCCAGGAGCACCAGAGACCACCACAGCAGAGCCGCAGCAGUCAUUCCCAAAGUCAAACCUCACAGUCCCAGCAAGCGAUGUCCAAGCUGGCCUUCCUGGUCAGCCCAGUGCCUUUCCGCAGGAAAAAGGGCUCACCACCUACCUCCAGAAGGAGCAGUGCUGGUGGAGGUCGAGGUAGCAGACCAAAGUCCAAAGAGGCCAUUUAUGAAGCACUAGACACAGCCUUGAGAGACAUAUAUGAGCACAUCCAAACAGAGAGAGGCCACAGAGGCACUAGGGUACCAGAUGAUAGCAUCCUACGGAGAAUACUGGCUGAACUGCUACCAAAUGUGCCUGAACGAAGCUCCUCUCUGCGGGGGAGGAGAGGCUGCCGGCAGGGGGGUCACUCCUCUACGUCUUUCUACCCAGAUGGGAGCCCCAUGGGGUAUGCCUCAUAUAGACGGGACCCCUCCACACCACAGAUACAGUCACCACGGCUACAGUCACCAAUCAGUGCCUGUUACGGACACCAUUCAGACACCUCAAACAAUAACGAUUAUGGAGGGGAGCAGGGCAAUGGAAACGCUCUCUGUUACUCAGACCAGGAUGUCUCCAGGAGUUAUUCCACUAUGGAUGGACGCCACACACCCCAGAGCAGAAGACCUACCCCUGACAGAGAGGUCUCCCAUAAACAGAUGACACAACUUAUUCUGUUCUCUCUCCUCCAUCAGAAACAGCCUGCAAGAGCCAUUUAUGAUUUUAAGGCACAAACAGCUAAGGAGCUGACAUUCAAGAAGGGUGAUGCGGUGAACAUCAUUCGGCAGAUAGAUAACAACUGGUAUGAGGGCGAGCACCGCGGGCGAGUGGGGAUAUUCCCCAUCUCAUAUGUGGAGAGGAUGCCCUCCACAGAGAAGCAGCAGCCAGUCCGGCCUCCUCCACCAGCACAUGUCAGAGAGAUUGGAGAGGCAGUGGCCCGCUACAACUUUAAUGCUGAUACCAACGUGGAGUUGUCUCUCAGAAAGGGUGAGAGAGUAAUCCUGAUAAGACAGGUGGAUCAGAACUGGUAUGAAGGGAAGAUCCCAGACACCAACAAACAGGGCAUCUUCCCUGUUUCCUAUGUUGACAUUGUCAAGCGUUCCCCGUCCAAGAGCCCCACCCACCACGGUGAUCCCCAUGGUUACCCUGGCAACAGGACACCAAGUUCCACACCCAUCAAGCGAUUUGUGCAUGAUGCACCCCAUGGUGCGGGAGACCCGUUCCAGGCCCUGUAUAACUACUUGCCCCGCAAUGAGGAUGAGCUGGAGCUGAAGGAGGGAGACAUUGUUGAUGUGAUGGAGAAGUGUGAUGAUGGCUGGUUUGUUGGGACGUCUCGACGGAGCAAGCUGUUUGGAACCUUCCCAGGAAACUAUGUGAAGCAGCUAUAAUGUUGAUUCCAGACCCCUAGCAGCCCUGCCCCUCCCCGUCCUCUGACACUUUGAUCGCCCCAGCAGAAACUACAUCCUGAGAAGGGUCACCCCAAGACCUGUCGCACAGUUAUGUGUGUGUGUGUGUGUAUGUUGAUGUGUGGCUUCACACAGAAAGAACAUUUAGCUGUAACUAGCCAUCUUAUUCCAAUAAUAUAAUUCCGUUUUUUCUUUUUUUUUUUUUUUUUUCUAUCAUGGAGCUCCCAAGCUUUGUACUCCAGUCAGUGAUCUGUUACCACUGACACUGAUGGAAGGAUACAGAAUGAACAUGACAGACACUCAGAGGUAGUGAAGCAAACAGUGCACCUCCCAGGCUGCCUUUUUGUGUGUUUCACCUGCUUUGUUUGACUCUGUGGUUUCCACAACAGUGACUACGGGGUGGGUCUUUAGCUUCAGUUAAAUCGCAGUUUACAGUCACGGUGGCCACAGUGUUUUGUUUUUGUUUUUUUUUCUUUCCAGAAUCACAAAUUCAACUCUUGUUACAUUUCUUCUCAGUGUUCAAUUAGAAGUAUCCCCCAAAGUCAAUCAGUGAGGAUAGUAUUCUGAAAACAGUAUUCUUUGAAUGGGUUAUUAAAUGUAUGCAGAUGUAUGUAGUGUAUUAACUGUAUUGUAGAAUGGGCAUUGCAGUCGUGCAACUUGUUGCAUGUCAACAUGUCAGGUAAAAUUAUGCUAGGUGGAAACGAACAUGUGAUAUGCUGACACCAUAUGCUACCCAAGGUAUUGCUGGUUUCAUAAUAAAUUGGGAAUACUUUGUGUCCCUAAUUACAAUGAAGCAGUUCUGUCAAAGAUUGCAAAUAAGGCCAUGACAAUUGUUGACAUUACUGACACUGUUGCGUUUGCUGUCCAAACAAGUCCCUUCAAUCCAUAGUAUCAGUACAUACAGUGGACAUACACAACGGCAUUUUGGACCCAAUGCUUUGAAUUUCUUGUCACCUUCACUUCACACUACAAUUGAUGCACUUUGAUGAAACUUCAAAACAUACUUUUUUUUCUUGCUUUCUUUUCACUUUUUAGAUUUUACAACUAAAAGUGAAAGGGAGGUCGCUCUGAUUUGGGGCUUUGGGAGGGAUAAUGAUCAUGUCUACAAAUUGUAUGCAAAAAAGUUAUCAACUUUUAUGUAUUAUAUUUAUUAGAGGAUGAGUGCUGAUUAAACUAUGUAAUAAGACAGUUUUAGGAUGGAUGGAACAACACUCUUUGUACUUGUUUUUCUCAUUGAAGUGACUUAAGGUAAAGUGCUACUUUUAAAUUUCAGCAGCAGCAAUUCUUUUUGAAGCUGUAUGGUUUUAUUGUCAAGAGUAUCCUUUUCCAGAUAAGUGCUAAGUAUGGCAAAAAACACAGUAGUUAACAGGCUAUAAUUAAUUGACAGUUGACAUGUUUUAUUUUUGAUUUAUUUAAGGUAGAUGCAGGAUGAAUAACAUUUCAUUGAAAAAUACAGUUACUGUAUGUGACUGCAGUUUUUUUUUCACUAGCUUGUGGUGACAUCCUAUUAAUCCUAUUGCCAGAAUGAGUGGGUAGAGUGUCACUGUGUUAUGUGUUGUUAUAUUUGGAAUUAUUGGCAACUGCCAACGCGGCUUUUCAUGUCACUGAAUAUGAGUUUCUUUUUUUUCUUUUAUUUUCUUGUUUUUUUGCCUUUUACUUGUCUCACGUAAGAUGGACACUGACAACAAAGCAGUUGUUGAAGCACCUUAAUAUAUAUUUUGAUUGUUUUUAUCAUUCAUUGGUUCUUUCACAUCACUCCCUGUCACUCACAGUUUCUGUUGGUGUGAGAGCACUAUUUGGGUCUGUGGUGUUUUUGUAAGCCUUUUUGUAUGACAGCUGUAGAAAUGGCCAACAUCCACUGCUUUAUAAAGUCAUCCUGUUCUCACCCACCAUCA